UCAUGUCUCCAAUAGAUUUUGCUCAUCGACUAUUAGACGAACUUGUAGCAUUAGCAGUUAAGUAUGGCAGUAGUACUGCAGUAGAGAUGGACAGUGACAUGCCACCAGUUGGCACUGGUCAGCAGACAGCUGUAGAUGAGCGUAACAUUUCCCGUCAGACAAACAGAGACAACGAGACUGAACAAGCCAACGAGGCAACGGCAGACACUGACGAUGCAUUACAAGAUGAUGCUCAACAUGUGGAUGUCGACCCAUCCAGCAAUCGCUCAUCAAGAUAUUAAUAUCAAAUGUGCACAUGGUGACGGGAUUCCAAAGCCAGACGCGCGAGCCAUCCAGCUGCUCUGUGAUGUCACCAUGUCCACGUUGGCCACGAGGAAAAGAAAGUUCCCAGAAGACGCCAGUGACGUGUCUGACGCGAAACGACUCUCACCGACCGUCAUCAGCUCGGCGGCAGCCGCCCCGCUGUGGCGUGAAGGCCACAAUGAGACAAAUCCGCCGCGUCCGCCACCAAGAGAGAAAAGGUUGACGUCAGAAGAGGCCCUUUCUCUCAUGCCUGGCGAGUGUGCGGUUCGCAUCUACUGCGACGGCAUUUUCGAUCUCUUUCAUCAGGGUCACGCUCGAGCGCUGAUGCAAGCGAAAACGGCGUUUCCGAAUGUCUAUCUGCUUGUUGGAGUGAAUAGUGAUAAGUUGACUCACAGCUUGAAGGGGAGAACUGUGAUGAGUGAAGACGAACGUUACGAUGCUGUCAGACACUGUCGUUACGUUGAUGAGAUCAUAACCGACGCUCCGUGGUUCAUAACAGAGGAAUUCAUUGAAAAACACCAGAUUGAUUUUGUUGCCCAUGACGAUGCCCCAUAUGCUGGUCCAGGCCAGACUGAUGUGUAUAAGGAUAUCAAAGCUAAAGGCAUGUUUUUAGCCACACAACGGACAGAAGGAGUGUCGACAUCAGAUAUUGUCUGUCGUAUUGUAAGGAACUACGACAGUUACGUUCGACGUAAUCUCGCACGAGGAUAUUCAAGGAAAGAUUUGAAUGUCGGCUUUAUGAAGGAGAAGGAGAUCAGAAUGAAGGAGAAAAUGCGCAAGUUAAAAACCAGAGUGAACGAGAAGGCCCACGAGAAGUGGUCACAACUGGAAGACAAAUCUCACGAGCUCCUGCAGAAAUGGGAAGCGAAAUCGCGAGAACUGAUAGGAGGAUUCCUGAAGAUCUUUGGAAAAGACAGCACGCUGUCUGGCUUUUUGAAGAACGGCAAGGAGCUGGUGAAAGAUGCUUGGGUUGCUCUGUCUGUCUCACCUACGACUUCCGAUGAAGAUGACGACGACGACGACUAGAAUGACGAUGAUAAGGACAUUAACUAUUUGCAUUUUACUAACCACAUUGAACAGUGUAAAACUACAAGCGUGUGUACAAUGAAGUUGCUAUUGACAGUAGCAAAGAAGACUGGUUUUGAAUAUCUAUUGAUUUAUAUUGA
This is a messenger RNA of Corticium candelabrum, 1469 nucleotides long. RefSeq names its product choline-phosphate cytidylyltransferase A-like. Gene Ontology annotation, biological process: CDP-choline pathway. Gene Ontology annotation, molecular function: phosphatidylcholine binding; choline-phosphate cytidylyltransferase activity. Lineage: Eukaryota; Metazoa; Porifera; Homoscleromorpha; Homosclerophorida; Plakinidae. The coding region runs from base 136 to 1329 and encodes 397 amino acids. The transcript is spliced from 7 exons. The record is from RefSeq and is a predicted model, not a curated record.